Molecule: messenger RNA, 1473 nt
Organism: Wickerhamiella sorbophila
Lineage: Eukaryota; Fungi; Ascomycota; Dipodascomycetes; Dipodascales; Trichomonascaceae
Product: Histidine--tRNA ligase, mitochondrial
Exons: 1
Coding region: 1-1473 (490 amino acids)
Biological process (GO): mitochondrial translation; histidyl-tRNA aminoacylation
Cellular component (GO): cytoplasm; mitochondrion
Molecular function (GO): ATP binding; histidine-tRNA ligase activity
Source: RefSeq, a predicted model, not a curated record
AUGUCACAAGCUGCAGUGCCAAAAUCGGCUGGCAAGACCAAGUUUGCGCUCAAGACGCCUAAGGGCACUAAGGAUUGGGGUGACAAGGAUAUGGUGAUUCGCACCAAGCUGUUCGACACUAUUUCGUCUGUAUUCCGUCGCCACGGUGGUGUUACUAUCGAUACUCCUGUUUUCGAGCUUCGUGAAGUUCUGACUGGAAAGUACGGUGAGGACUCCAAACUCAUUUACAACCUCGAGGACCAGGGCGGUGAACUGACCUCGUUGCGUUAUGAUUUGACCGUGCCUUUUGCCCGCUAUGUCGCAAUGAAUGGUAUCCAGGCCAUCAAGCGUUUCCACAUUGCCAAGGUCUAUCGACGUGAUCAGCCUGCUAUGACAAAAGGCCGCAUGAGAGAGUUCUAUCAGUGUGAUUUCGAUAUCGCUGGUGUUUAUGAAUCAAUGGUUCCUGAUGCCGAGAUUUUGUCUAUCGUCGUUCAAGUUUUGAAGGAGGUUGGAAUCCCCGACUUCACCGUCAAGGUCAACCACCGUAAGAUUUUGGACGGCAUUUUCGGUCACUGCGGUGUUCCCGAAGACAAGGUCCGCACCAUUUCCUCUGCUGUGGAUAAACUCGAUAAGCUUCCCUGGGACGAGGUUCGUAAGGAGAUGACGGAAGAGAAGGGCCUCGAUGGCGAGAUUGCUGAUAAGAUUGGCAAGUACGUUCAGCUCAAAGGCACCAUUCCUGAGAUGAUCGAAAAGCUCUCUUCUGACGAAGAUCUCAUGACCAACGAGUCUGCGAAACAAGGUGUAGAGGACUUCAAAACCAUGCUGCCUUAUCUUGAGGCGUUUGAUGUCGUUCCCUUCUACAGCUUUGAUCUUUCUCUUGCUCGUGGGUUGGACUACUAUACUGGCCUCAUUUACGAGGCAGUUACGGCAGCUUCUGCUCCUCCAGAGGAAGCCGGCGACGCCAAGAAAAAGAAAAAGAAGAACGACGAUGACGAUGCCAGUGAAAGUGUCGGUGUCGGCUCUAUCGCUGCCGGUGGCCGCUACGAUAAGCUUGUCGGCAUGUUUGCAUCAAAGAAGAACGGCGACAUUCCUUGCGUUGGUAUCUCUUUCGGUAUUGAGCGUCUCUUCUCUAUUAUCAAAUCUCAGGGCCUCUAUGACCAUCUUCGCCCUACUGCUACCCAGGUGUUUAUCCUCGCCUUUGGCGGAGGCCCGGAGUGGACUGGUUUCCUUCCUGAGCGUAUGAAGGUAGCGAAAAAGCUUUGGGAGGCAGGUAUUGAAGCCGAGUUCAUCUACAAGUCCAAACCCAAGCUUCAAAAGCAGUUCGAGGCCGCUGAGAAAAGCGGUUGCCCUCUUGCUGUUAUUCUUGGUCAAGAAGAAUUCAACAAAGGUGUAGUAAAGGUUAAAGAGUUGGGCCUGGGCGAACAAGAUAAGGGCGUUGAUAUCUCUGUUGAUGAGAUGGUCGACUACGUUCGCAAGAAGCUCGAGAGCUUUUGA